UCAAAAAUUGCAAUUGUAAAUUUUUUCUCAGCUGCAUUCAUUUUCACCCGUAAAUUGUUUAAGUUUUUUACAAAUAUAACGCGUAAAUUGCAAUUGUUUAAAGAAAAUUUUGUUAAAUUCGUAAACCUUAAUCAAUAAUUUAUACUACAAAAUUUAUUAUUAAAUAACAACAACUAAAAUCAAUAAAACCAGCUGGCUGGUUUUUAAAAAAUUGGCUGAAAAAUCCUUUAAAAUUUCUUUUGUUACAAACUAAAGAAGAAAACUAUCUUUUCUCUCUUUUUUAGUUCAAAAGAGUAAAAAAAAGUGAUAUCAGCUUUUCAAGAAGGGGGCACAAUACAACUACAACAUGUCGGAGAAAAACCUAAAAGUAGGGGCUCGCAUAGAGCUGACGGGCAAAGAUUUACAGGGCACCAUUGCCUAUGUGGGCAUGACCAGCUUUGCUGUGGGCAAGUGGGUGGGUGUGGUCUUGGAUGAACCAAAAGGUAAAAAUAAUGGUUCCAUCAAAGGACAAUCAUACUUUGAGUGUUCGGACAAUUAUGGCAUGUUUGUAAGGCCAACUCAGUUAAAGGUUAUACAACCGGCACCGGAUGGUCGCAAAUCCACUGAGGAUAUAGCCGCUGGUGGUGGAGAUGGUCUUAAACAUACCGCACCCCAACCGACUAAAACCCGGCUAAGUGGGCCUCGCACUUCUUUGUCAUCCAGCCGUUUAUCUUUGUCCGGUUCACGUUCCCAGCUUACCUCUUCGUUAAAUGAGCGCACUGGCAGUACCGCCUCUAUAGCCUCCAGUCGCAAGAGUCUACAGCCCUCUUCCAACAACUCGUCUUUGUCUAAGGAUAAUAAUACUGCCUCCAAUACUUCUUUGGUGGAAAAGGCCCAAAUAGAUGUGCCUCCAAAUGCUAAUAUGUCCAAGAAAAACUCAUUUGUGGAGACUGGUUUUAUGGAAAUCUUAAAACCCCAAUUUACUCCCUCUCAACCUAUUAGGUCUCCCUCUUUUACUUCUCCACCUAAUCAGUUAACAUCACAAGAAUUAGCCGAGCAAAAGAAACAAAAUGAGGAGUUGCAGGCUCAAAUAACUGAUCUUAAUGAGAAGCUAGAAACUCUUAAACAGAGACGUAAUGAGGAUAAGGAGCGUUUAAGAGAUUUUGAUAAAAUGAAAUUACAAUUUGAACAGCUGCAAGAAUUUCGCACUAAAAUUAUGGCUUCCCAGGCUUCUCUACAAAAAGAACUACAAAGAGCUAAGCAAGAAGCCAAAGAUGCCAUUGAGGCCAAAGAGAGACAUGCCCAGGAAAUGGCAGAAUUGGCUGAUAAUGUGGAACUCAUUACUUUGGACAAAGAAAUGGCUGAAGAAAAGGCCGAAGCUUUGCAAUUGGAAUUAGAUGCGGCCAAAGAACGUAUCGAUGAAUUGCAGGUAGAUUAUGAAUUGCUUUCCUCCGAAAUGCAAGAUAAGGCUGAAACCUCUGUAGGCCACAUUGGUGAGGGUGGACCCUCGGUUUAUGAGUUUAAACAAAUGGAACAGCAAAAUUUACGUUUAAAAGAAACCUUAGUACGUUUGCGUGAUUUAUCAGCCCAUGACAAGCAUGACAUACAAAAGUUAACCAAGGAAUUGGAAACUAAAAAAUCUGAAGUAGCUGAAUUGGAAAGAACCAAGGAAAAGUUAUCAUCUAAAGUUGAGGAAUUGGAGGCUAUUGUAGCUGACUUACAGGAACAAGUUGAUGCUGCUUUGGGCGCCGAGCAAAUGGUGCAGACUUUAACGGAAAAGAAAUUCGAAUUAGAAGAUCGUGUCAAGGAAUUGGAAGAUGAAGUGCAACAACUGGAGGCUUUAGAAGAAGUUCAUGAACUUUUAAUAGAAAGCAAUCAUGAUUUGGAAAUGGAUUUGAGAGAGGAAUUGGAUUUGGCUCAGGCAGCCAAAAAGGAGGUUCUAAGAGAAAGAGAUGCUGCCAUUGAAACUAUUUACGAUAGAGAUCAAACUAUAACGAAAUUUAGAGAACUGGUGCAAAAACUCAAUGAACAAUUGAUUGAAUUGAGAGAUAAGGCCACUGCCUCUAAUGAUCCCAAAUCUUUGCAAGAUCCUCAAAUGAUAGCCAAUGAAACGGUGGACUAUAAGCAAAUGUUUGCUGAAUCUAAGGCUUAUACCAAAGCCAUCGAUGUACAGUUGAGGCAAAUUGAAUUGUCCCAGGCUAAUGAACAUACCCAAAUGUUAUCGGCCUUUAUGCCGGAAUCCUUUAUGUCUCGUGGCGGAGAUCAUGAUUCUAUUUUGGUGAUCUUGUUGAUUUCCCGUUUGGUGUUCAAAUGUGGCAUUGUUAUCAGCCAGACAAGAGAAAGAUUCCCGGCGGUGGAAAAUGUCACCAAGGAAUCCAUUAUACAGGGUCAUGCUGUUCAGCAAUAUGCUUUUAAAUGUCGUUUAAUGCAUUAUAUUCAUAACCUACAAUGUGCUUUGCAUCAGAUUUUGUAUGGUCUUAACAGUUGCCAGCCUGAUACUCUAUUAAGAGCCGGCUCUUCUUUACCCGAAAUGAUAGCCCAAGAGAAAAAUAUUGAUGGCAUUAUAGAGCUGUUGAAAUCCAAUCAAUUGGAUGAGAAUUCUACUACCGAUAACAUAGAGAAAUGUGUGGCCUUCUUUAAUGCCAUGAAUUCGGUAUUGCUGGCUGGCGAGGAUCUUUUGAAUGAGACGCAAAUGAUUAGAGAUUGUGUGGCUGCCAUACAGUCAGCCUGUGAGAGUGUACUCAAUGAUACAGCCAUAGCGAGAGCCAUUCUAAGACAAGAAGGCUCCACCAGUGAUGCUGCUUUACUCAUGCAGUUCUUGGCCGAUAAUGUGGAAUCCAUUAAGCAACAGGUUAAAUUGAUACGCAGACGUUUGCCUCAAGAUUUACAUGUCAUUAAGUGCGGCAUUUCACCCCUAAAACUGGAAGCCAUGCGCAGUUUGACACAACAAUUGUCACGUAUUAUGUCGGCUUUGUAUCAAGCCAAUAAGCAAUCAGUGGCUGCUAUAGUAGCUUCCAUAGAAGGAGACAAUGAUAAUGAUCAUUGCAUAGAUCCAGCGAAAUUCUGGGAAUCUUUGUCCCAAGCCUGUGAAAGGAUUUACGAACAAGAUGAUCGUGGACCAUCACAAAACUUUAAGGGUGUUUUGGGAGCCGCCAACAACGAUCUUCAGCAAGUGGCCCAAUAUCUAUUGGACAAAGAAUACGAAAUCAUGUCUUUGGCCAAUCAAAAACAAGAGAAACCCACUUCUCCCAUUAUACUAAGAGCCCAACUGAUCAAGAAACAAUUAGAACAAAAGAAUGUUUUAGCCGCCACUUUGGAAAAUCGCGAAGCUGAUAUUAAACAACUGAAAUUGGCGGCCAAAAUGAAACAGAAUGAAUUAUCGGAAAUGCAAAUACGCAAAGAUUUGGCUGAAAAGAAAUUGUCCGUUUUACAGGCGGAAUAUGAUAAUGCCCUGCAAUGGAAGAAACAAUACGAGGAAACUUUAGAAUUAUUGCAGAAGAAAGAAAAGGAAUAUGAGGAAACCUUUGAUCAUUUGCAAUCUGACAUAGAGGCUCUUGAGAGUGAGAAAUUAACUUUGAAAGAGAAAAUCAAACAUACCGGCAUUAAGCGCACGGGAGAUUCCUCAUUUAUGUCCACCACAGCACCUUCGGGACACUCAACCAAUACUUCCUUCAGCAAUCAUACUACCGGAGCCACUCCUCUUAUAGCCGAAGAGCUGCAAUUACUCAAACAUGUCUUUAAUAACGAACGCUCCGAAAGAUUACGCCUACAGGCCGAACAAAUCAAGAAUAAACUUAAGAAAUUCGAUCCCAUAUUUGUGCCACAACCUAAAGAUAAACGUAUCACAGAAUUGGAAACUGAACUCACUAAAAUGAAACAUGCCUGGGCUUUGUCUCUGCUACAAACUCAUCCCCAUAAAACAGGCAAAGAAAAUCAACAUAUAGUGGCUUUUCAACGUAAACAUAUGCCAGUACCAGAAAAAUCUGAAAUAUCUAAUAAAGCCAAUCAUUUGGCUGCUGAAAUCCUUAAGGAAUAUCUACAACGUAAUCCUCAUAGAGCAGCCACCAGUGAAUUUGGUGCUUUUCCCACUGUUGAAGUCAAACGGGUAUUGCAAUUGUAAAUGUUGAAGCUGUAGAACAAGAUUUACAAAAAAAAAGGUAUUCAAUUUUUAUUUUACUAAAACUUUAAAAAUCGUAGUUAAAAUUUGAAGAAAAAAAGGAAAAGCACAAAUUUAUUCUUAAAACAAAUUUCCCUAAAACUGUAAAUUACACCACAAAGGAAACUAUAAACCUCAACAAGAUUUUUCUUGAAUAUAAAUAUUUGAAGCAGACAAAAAAAACUA
This is a messenger RNA of Lucilia sericata (common green bottle fly), 4321 nucleotides long. It is a transcript of the gene DCTN1-p150, whose product is annotated as dynactin subunit 1. The transcript is spliced from 4 exons. Gene Ontology annotation, cellular component: spindle pole; kinetochore; microtubule associated complex. Bases 347 to 4099 code for a protein of 1250 amino acids. Gene Ontology annotation, biological process: nuclear migration; establishment of mitotic spindle orientation. Lineage: Eukaryota; Metazoa; Arthropoda; Insecta; Diptera; Calliphoridae. The record is from RefSeq and is a predicted model, not a curated record.